This is a messenger RNA of Fukomys damarensis (Damara mole-rat), 1020 nucleotides long. RefSeq names its product NOP10 ribonucleoprotein (gene Nop10). The transcript has 2 exons. Gene Ontology annotation, biological process: rRNA pseudouridine synthesis; snRNA pseudouridine synthesis; positive regulation of telomerase RNA localization to Cajal body. Gene Ontology annotation, cellular component: box H/ACA telomerase RNP complex; box H/ACA snoRNP complex. The record is from RefSeq and is a predicted model, not a curated record. Gene Ontology annotation, molecular function: telomerase RNA binding; box H/ACA snoRNA binding. Bases 77 to 271 code for a protein of 64 amino acids. NCBI's taxonomy places the organism in Eukaryota, Metazoa, Chordata, Mammalia, Rodentia, Bathyergidae.
CGCAGGAAGGAAGUUGAGAAACGGUUGGGCUGUGAGCGGUGCUGUGGCGGCGGACUUUUCUAUUUUAAGCGUGGCCAUGUUUCUCCAGUAUUACAUGAACGAGCAGGGAGAUCGGGUGUAUACGCUGAAGAAAUUUGACCCAAUGGGACAACAGACUUGCUCGGCCCAUCCUGCUCGGUUCUCCCCGGACGACAAGUACUCUCGACACCGAAUCACCAUAAAGAAGCGCUUCAAGGUGCUCAUGACCCAACUGCCGCGCCCGGUCCUCUGAGGGUUCCUUCAAAGGCCUGUCUCGUCUGCCUCCUGAUACCCUUCGGAGAGCCCGUAACCAGACGUCAAUCCGUGAGCCCAGAAGCCUUACCACCCCGGGUCUUUGGAAGCCAGUCUCUUCAUUGCCUUUGAUAAUGCUUGUGUGAGGCGGUCGUGGCGGCAUCCCCAUUAACGGGAACAAGUUUGACUUCAUAUUUUGAAUUAUGGAUGGCCAGGUUAUUAAAGAUAAAAUAACUCGAAGGAGCUCACGUUUUGUGUGUUGCUGGAGGAAAGAAUUGAUAAUGUUGGUUUUUUAAAGCGAAUAAGAUGAGGUAGGAGAGUGCGCCCAGAAGUUGUAACAAGACUACUUGGAAGAAAAAUUUCAUCUACCACUGUAAUAGGAAUAGAGCUGUGCUGGGAGUUACAAAAUUGGAGGAAGGGGACGAAAGCACUAUUGUCACUAAAGUGAUAUCUUGCCCCUUUUGACUCAAAUUAGAAGAGUUGCUUGACUGUGGGAUGUUGGAAGUGAAGAGACUAGUACCAUUCUCUCCUGUAUGUAUAACUUUGAUAAUGUUCCUAAACCUAUUUAGUACACCUUUUCUCCUGUUUUCUUUCCUUUAAAAAAAAAAUUUAAGACAGCCUUCCUCUGUAAUUUAGGCUGGUUUUGAUGUCACUGUGUAGCUCAGGCUGGCCUUGAACACCAGUGAUCCCCCUGUUUCAGCCUCUAGAGUGUUAGGAAUUAAAGGCGUGUGUCAUCACACCUGUUUUUGU